AUGGAUUUUGGAAACACAAUUCCGAAUAUGGGGAUGCCUCCACCGGGCAUGGGUGGUCCUAUGGGCCCACCCGGGCGAAACAAUAUUCGCCAUAAUUUUAGGCCUUUCAACUAUCAAAUGCGAUUCCCGCCUCAGGGUCCCCUAAAUAUGACUCAGGACGACUUUGAUGGUAAACGUUUACGUAAAUCUGUAAUGCGAAAAACUGUAGAUUAUAAUUCUGCUAUAAUUAAGGCCUUAGAAUGUCGAGUUUGGCAACGAGAUUGGCGGGACAGGCACGCUUUACAACCAGACGCUAUGUAUACACCUGACCUAUUACCGCCACCUUCUUAUCCUGAUAAUCCAAUAAACGCUGUUACUACGCGUUUUGUUAAGACUGCAACUAAUAAAAUGAGAUGUCCUAUUUUUGCUGUGGCAUGGACACCCGAGGGCCGCAGACUGAUAACAGGGGCCUCUUCUGGUGAAUUUACACUAUGGAAUGGGUUAACAUUUAACUUUGAAACCAUUUUACAAGCACACGACUCACCAGUUCGGUCAAUGGUUUGGUCUCACGGUGAAGGAUGGAUGGUUACUGGAGAUCACUCAGGUUUCAUUAAGUACUGGCAAAGUAACAUGAAUAAUGUGAAAAUGUAUCAAGCACAUAAAGAAGCUGUACGAGGUAUUAGUUUUAGUCCUAGUGAUGCUAAAAUAGUUACUUGUUCUGAUGAUGGCACAUUGCGCAUAUUUGACUUUUAUAGAUGUCAAGAAGAAAGAAUAUUGAGAGGGCAUGGAGCUGAUGUCAAAUGUGUGCAGUGGCACCCUACAAAAGGUUUAAUUGUAUCUGGUAGUAAAGAUAAUCAACAACCUAUAAAAUUAUGGGACCCUAAAUCAGGAACAGCUCUAUCCACUCUUCACGCUCAUAAAUCAACAGUUAUGGAUUUGAAAUGGAAUGAAAAUGGGAAUUGGUUAAUAACAGCUUCUCGAGAUCAUUUGUUAAAGUUAUUUGAUAUUCGUAAACUUGGAACAGAAUUACAAAUAUUUAGAGGUCACAAAAAGGAAGCAUCCAGUGUUGUUUGGCACCCGAACCAUGAAGGCUUAUUCUGUUCUGGUGGUUCUGAUGGGUCAAUACUGUUUUGGAAUGUUGGUACCGAUAAGGAAGUAGGAUGUAUAGAAGGUGCUCAUGAAUCAAUAGUUUGGACAAUGGCAUGGCACCCUUUGGGUCAUAUAUUGUGUUCAGGAUCCAAUGAUCAUACUUCAAAGUUUUGGACACGUAAUCGCCCAGGUGAUCAAAUGAGAGACAAGUAUAAUUUAAAUACAUUACCUCCAGGAGUGCAAGAUGAACAAGAUUUAGAACAACCAGCAGCUAUUCCUGGUAUGGGUCCCGAAGAUAAAGUUGAAAUAUUUUCUCAUGGUUCUACUGUUAAUAAGGUAAUACCUGGUUUAGAUUUAGAUACAACAUUAAUUCCAAUGGAAUUUGAAAAGAAAGUUAAGAAAUUGAAUCUGUUCCUGGUGCUGUGGAGAUGGGUAUACUGGCUGGUAUUAUUACCAUUCUGUUGGGCAAGUCAGUACGACAAUGGUGGUGAUAAAAACUCUCUAACUACAUCAGUCAUAAUCGAAAAUACUACUGUUCGUCUUGAAGCAAUUGAAGCGACACCCAAUUAUAGAUUGAUAAAAUUAGAAAAGGGUACACAAUGGUUUCCAGAAAGAGAAAUAAAACUUGAUAACUGUGUUAGAAGAGCUCAGUGUGAACCUCUCAACAAGACAACAUGUCUAGGAGUAAAACUGCCCUACAAUAAAACCAGUGUCCGCCUAACUUUUUAUGAUAGUCAGUAUAAGAUACAAAAUCAGCUGGAAUUGUACAGAGAGUUGAUAAAUGUGCCAAAAUGUUGGGCCGUCAUACAACCUCUACUUUGUGCAACAUUCAUGCCAAAUUGCGAAAGAAUACUAGAUCAAGAUAUGGUUUAUUUACCAUCAUAUGAAAUGUGCAAAAUUACGAUGGAACCGUGCGCUAUUCUGUACAAUACGUCAUACUUUCCGUCUUUUCUAAAAUGCAAUGCUACUCUAUUUCCACCGAAAUGCGAAAACGCGGCUCGAGAGAUGAAGUUUAAUACUACAGGAAAAUGUUUGUCGCCACUCAUACACACAGACAAGAAACAGCAUUUUUAUGAAGGUAUAGCGGGAUGCGGACUGCCGUGCCGCGACCCGCUGUACACGGAGGACGAGCACCAGCAGAUCCACCGGCUGGUGGCGUGGGGCGCGGGCGCGUGCCUCGCCCUCAACCUGCUCACCGUGGCCACCUUCCUCAUCGACUGGCGCAGCGCCAACAAGUACCCCGCACUCGUCAUCUUCUACAUCAACGUGUGCUUCGCUGUCGCUUCCAUGGGUUGGCUAGUGCAGUUUGGUGUGGGUUCAAGAGAUGACAUAGUCUGUUCAAAAGAUGGUACUCGAAGACAAGGCGAGCCUUCAGCUGAAGAAAAUUUAUCCUGUGUCGUCGUCUUUGUUUUGGUUUACUAUUUUAUGAUCGCUGCUUGUGUUUGGUUUGUGAUCUUUACAUAUGCGUGGCACAUGAGUUUUAGAGCAUUAGGAAAGAUUCAAGACCGAAUAGACAAGAAAGCGGCUUACUUUCAUCUCAUAGCUUGGUCUUUGCCUCUUAUACUGACCAUAACAACUAUGGCCUUUGGAGAAGUUGAUGGAAACAGUGUUACUGGAGUAUGUUUUGUGGGUUAUGUCAACCACCCCAUGAGAGCAGCUUUGCUAUUGGCGCCGCUUUCUAUUGUAUUGUUAUUAGGAGGAUACUUUUUGCUUAGAGGUGUGUUUUCACUAAUAGCGGUGCGAGUGUCAAGCAAGGAUGUGAUAUCCCCGCGAGCUGCGAACAAGAUUCGCCAGACUAUAACUCGAUGCUCGUUAACUGCAGCCUUGGUCUCCAUAUUCAUUUGUGUCACUUUCGCAUGUCAUGUGUACGAGUUUCGUAACGCUGAAUCUUGGAAAGAGGCUUUUAAGAAGAACAUUAUAUGUCGGCUAGAAGCUCGCGGCUCGGCUCGUGAGUGUGUGACGGGAGCGCGGCCGUCCGUGUCGGUGCUCCAGCUGCGCCUGCUGUGCUGCUUCGCGGCCGGCGCGCUCAUGGCCUCGUGGACCUGGACGCCGGCCGCGCUGGCCGCCUGGCGCCGCUACCUCGCCAAGAAGUGCGGCUGCUCGGUGGAGGCGGACGCGACGCGGCGCGCGCGCAAGCACGAGCUGAUCGCGCGCGCCUACCGCCGCCGCAACGAGUUCAUCACGCGCGGCCGCCUGUCCAUCUCGCUGGGCGGCUCGCGCCCCGACCCCGUGGCCUUCUGCCUCGACCACACCGCGCCCCCCGACUACCCCGACGACGGCAAGCACGAGAGCGGCUCGCUGUCGUCGUCGUGGGCGGCCAACCUGCCGCGCUUCGUGCGGCGCCGCGACGCGCUCGUGCUGCCCGCGCACCACCACUCGCUCAGCUCCACGCCCGACCGCCGGAACUCGCAGGAUUCUCAGAUAAGUAUCAGUUUACGUCACGUCUCGGUCGAAUCUCGUCGCAAUUCUCUCGAUAGUCAGUUAUCUGUCAAAAUAGCUGAAAUGAAGACCAAAGUAGGCCGUCGUCGUACCAAGCACAGUAAAGCUAAACGGAAACGAGCAACGGCACGUAAAGAGAGUACUCCGUCCAUCGAAAGUCAGAUAAGCAGAUAUUGGUUGCAAGCUGUUGCGGCGAAUAAUGACCCUUCACGUGAGGAAGUGAAGUUUAGUUUCGAUUGAUUUACGAAAUGAAAACGCCGAAUGAUAAAGUAUCAAAUCCCUCUAAAACUACUUUGUAGAAAAAAGGA
Messenger RNA from Melitaea cinxia (Glanville fritillary), 3815 nucleotides. Its product is annotated as protein smoothened-like. Gene Ontology annotation, cellular component: mRNA cleavage and polyadenylation specificity factor complex; membrane. The record is from RefSeq and is a predicted model, not a curated record. Bases 1 to 3747 code for a protein of 1248 amino acids. The transcript is spliced from 12 exons. Lineage: Eukaryota; Metazoa; Arthropoda; Insecta; Lepidoptera; Nymphalidae. Gene Ontology annotation, biological process: cell surface receptor signaling pathway. Gene Ontology annotation, molecular function: transmembrane signaling receptor activity; protein binding.